AUGGAUCGUCAUCUACAGCGUUCUAUUAGUGCUGUAAACAGAGGGACAUUCCGAUUGAGUAAACUGCGAAAAAAUAUUCACGAAGAGCAACUACCAAAUGAUGCCCCAGAGCGUAUAUCAUCCCCGAUAAAAUGUGAAACAGUGGAUGCUCCUUGGUCCGGAAAAGAAGAUAUUCGUCCACCGUCCUAUAAUACAGCAAUCACCGAUCCAGAUCGGAAUAAGACAAAUGAGUUAUUCUGGAGUCCUCCUGAAAUCAUCAGCUCCAGGGGACGUCUGUUGCUCAGGACCAGGCCCGGAAAUUGGAAUCCGAAAUCGACCGGAGAAUACUUUACAGAUUUCAGACGGUACGAAAAUAGUCGUCUGAACAAUCAGUUGUAUUUGCAACCACGACGUUCCCGGUCGGAAUUUGACCCAGACAGAGUAGGAUUAAAACCCGUGCUGAGUAGAGUUGCACUGAAUGAGGAGCUGGAUAUGAAUUCUGUUAUACACAAGUGGCGCUUUUCACGUCUGUUUGCACCCACCUCUCGGAUCUCGGUUCGACGUCCACAUUCUGUGCUGAACAGAGUGCGUAAAAUUCAACGCCCGGUUGAUCUCUGUUUGCGACGAAGUCGUCUAGCUCAGCUACAUCGUGUUCUUUAG
Messenger RNA from Echinostoma caproni, 639 nucleotides. The record is from the annotation of a GenBank genome assembly. Lineage: Eukaryota; Metazoa; Platyhelminthes; Trematoda; Plagiorchiida; Echinostomatidae.